This is a messenger RNA of Malus domestica (apple), 1166 nucleotides long. The record is from RefSeq and is a predicted model, not a curated record. NCBI's taxonomy places the organism in Eukaryota, Viridiplantae, Streptophyta, Magnoliopsida, Rosales, Rosaceae.
CUAGGCUAAAGAACUCCUGGGCCUCCUGGCUAGGCGCUAUAGGACCCUAGGGUAGACACCCGAAUCCUGCGCCAAAGAUUGGCUGACUUACAUGACGACAUCUUUCUCCACCUCUCCUCCUCCUCCUUCAUUCAAAACCAUCAAAUUAAUAGAGAAAUCCAGAGUCUAUCUUUCCCUGUCUAUAAAUAUGUACCCAAAAGCACUUAUCCCUACCAAGUUCUAGCUAGCAACAAAAGCCCAGUUUUAAGCAACAAAAGCCCAGUUUUACUGUGCUUGCCUAGCUAAAUGGACUACCUCACUGCCACUGACUCUAACUCAAAUAAUUUCGCCAACUCUUCUUCCGUGACAAAAAACAAUCGUGGUGGUGGGAAGAACAAAAGUAAUGGAGUGAGGCUGUCCACUGACCCACAGAGCGUGGCGGCUAGGGAGAGGAGGCACAGGAUCAGCGACCGCUUCAAGAUCUUGCAGAGCUUGGUUCCUGGCGGGACGAAGCUGGACACGGUGUCCAUGCUGGAGGAGGCUAUCCACUAUGUGAAGUUCCUCAAGACUCAGAUAUGGCUUCACCAGACCAUGAUCAACUUUGCGGAGGAUUACCAUGAUCCUUCGUCGUCAUCAUCACCACCGUCCAUGUUGAUGGAUAUUCCAGCUCAUGAUCAUGAUCUUCAUCCAAUUGGGUGUCUUGAUCAUGAUCUUCUUCCAACUGGGUGCUUUGAUCAUCUUUCUCACCAGCUUCAUCAGCAGACUCAUGAUUUGUACGCUCACGGCGAUGUCAUUAGUACUGAUGCUUCAGUGCAACCACCGUCACCACCAGCAGUUAAUAUUCCAAUAAUGCCCGAGUACAAUUGCUUCCAAAGGUCAAGGAACAAUUGGUAAAGAGGGGACGGGCGAGCGGGUUCUCUUCGCAUUGGUUCUUUUCUCAUGGAAAACGGUUUGGUGCCUCACACGACCAUUGACGAAGAACUAAUUUCGCUUAAUCUUAAUUUGUUUUCAUCAGAAAAUAGCUAGCUUAAGUCUCUGUCUGUCUCUCUCUUAGGUUAUGAAUUAGUAUGUUGGGGAGUUAGAUGUGAUUAGAUGGUAGUAGUGGUGUGUUUCAAUAACAAAAAUGUUUCUUUUAACUAAUGUUACUUUGUGUUGCUCUAAAUAUGGAAAGGAAUGUUCUCUGUGUU